CGUGACGGUGCAAUGCGUAAAUUGUUUCUCAUUGUAUUGUAAACACAUACUUUAAUAUAUGUCCGCUUCGCUGGAAAUAAUCACAUUUGUUGUCAAAUAAACAAUAAAGGUACCGGAUUCCGCGUUGAGGACAUGUCAUCACCCGUGCAUUCAAAAAUCCCCCUACAGGCCACAAUGGGAUGUCCCGUCACGCUUGAGUUAGUACAGACGACAAUUCUUAAGCAUUGUAGUAUAACACUGUACAUGAGUUAAAUUUAAUGGAUAUAACUUGGUACUUUAUGAUUGACAAGGUGCGCCAAGUAAAAUACUAAUGGAAUACAUGUAAUUCAAAACGUGCAGUUUCGAAUUCGAUAAAACGUCCGGAAUAACUGGAGGAGUUCAGUUGUUCAUUUGGAAAUUUACCUGGGAGAGUUUCAGUAUGGCUCAGAAGUCCACGAGAAAUUUGUGUUCUGGAUGUGGUACCGUCGUGUACUUUGCUGAGCGCAAGACAUCCCUGGGUCGAGACUGGCAUCCUCAUUGCUUGAAAUGUGCCCAGUGUGGGAAAGUGCUGAUCCCUGGUCAACAUGCAGAGCACAAGGGGACCCCAUAUUGCCAUAAACCCUGCUAUGCAGUGCAUUUCGGGCCUGAUCUGUUUGGAUAUGGGUCUAGUACAACCUCUCCUUCCAGAAAAUUGCUGGAAACCAAUGGCGCACCAUCUGCUACUCAGGACGAUUAUCAAGAUUCCGGAAUGAAGUGUAUUUUUAAAACCACCAAUACCAGUCCAGCGCCAUUAAAAUUGAAUCGAAACUUUGGAACUACCAAUAUACAAACAAUGGUUCGAGGGUUUGAAAAAAAUACACACAUUUCUGACUCAGAUAGUAUGUCCAACAGAAGUAGUGGCUAUUUUAGUGGAUCAGAAAAUACAGUAAAUAGCCUGAUGUUGAGUCCAGUUAGUGAAAGACCUGUGAAAGACUCUGGAUUAACAUGUAUUUACCAGUCCAGUGGGAAUCCACUAGGAACAAAAGCAGCUGCAAACAAUAACAAUAAUGAGGAGAAAAUACUGGUUAAGAGUCCUUCACAAUCCCCACGAAAAAUUAGAGGAGCUGAACUCUUCAAGAAGGUGCAGGCAUAUAAUGACUGUCACCAGAAUAGACGAGGGCAGGCCCUUAACAUGGUGGAGGAAGAAGGCAAUGUGCGAAUACAGGGACCCCUGCCCAUUUAUUGGGGUCUGAAGAAGCCAAUCAUCUUGAAGCAGUUUGACGACGUUCCACAGGCACCUUCAACCAUCACAAAACGUUACAGCGUUCUCACUGAUACCAGUAGUUUGAAAACAUUACCAGAAAUCAGAGAAGCUGACCAUGUGGUACACAGUCCAACAAAGAUAUCCACGAGUCAUGGACUUGAUGACAGUGUCAUACACUCAAUGUCUUCAGAAGUUGUCAUGAGAAAAUCGCAUAUCAAAAAGUCAAACACAGUGGCAUACAGAGGAGAUACACCAAACAAAUGGAAGAGAGCGUCUAUAAACGGACACAUAUAUAACUAUGAUACUAGUGUUUUCACUCCAGUGCUCGGCAGCUGUACUAGUGUAACUGUGGACAAUAAAAUGACAGUGAAACAAGUUAUAACAACCUUGCUAGAAAAGUUUAAGGUAGAAAAUCAGCCUGAUGAUUAUAAUCUGUGUAUAGUAACAGAAAAAGAUGAUGAACGAUUAUUAAAAGAGAGUGACAUUCCAUUGUUAGAGAGACUUAUAUUAAGCCCUACAGACUCAGUUAAAAUUUUUAUUCGUGAUAACUCCCCACUCCCUGCGAGGGGAGGUCAUCCCGCCCACUUGGCCGGAGACCAAUCGCCAAGCACGGAAUCACCCCUGGAGGACAUACAUCUUCCUGAAGAGGUGGAGCAGCUAUUGAACAUACCAGAACCUGUGCUAAAGGGACUGCUGGAUAAAUUUAGCAAAGAUGAAGAUCUAGAGAUUAAACGCUUAAAAAACAAAUACGAAAGAAUCAGGACCAGAGUGAAGCAGAUAAUAACAGAAAAAAAGGCGAGCUUGUCACGUCGCUAGCUGUGUACUUUCUUCACACUGUCACGUCAGUUUGUCAGAGCUGUGUUAUGUACAAGCAGGGUGCGCUAUAAGGAAUACCUGAACCCUUUCCAGACAAUCUGAACAAAAUAGAUCUUACGUAGUAUUAUUCUUCCUGAUGAGAAAGUGUUAAACAUUGUCAUAGCAUUUUUUUAAUGGAUUGAAAGAGAAUAGAUGACUGCUGAAUAUUCUGAAAAAAAGCAAUAUUUGUUGUUGUUCUAUUCAUACAUUUAUAUAAUAAAAGAUUUCUAAAAUUAACAUUUACAAUGUUUGGCCUAAUUCUUGGCAAAUUAAAAUGAUGUGUUAAUCAUGUACUGGUGAUAACAGAGAGUGAUAAAAAACUUGGCCUUUUUUGUACGAGUCAAUAAAAUAUAAUAAACAUGUGCCAGCAUUCCGGUUACUAGUCUAUUUGUUCUUUGUUCUGAGACAUUAGAAAAAUUGUUACAGCAUUAUGUCUUCUUUAACAUCAUGCGUUUACUUAGGCUCAUUAGUUAGAAAAUAUAUGUUUUGAUGAUUCCUUAUUCGUACUUAUACAUAUGCAAGAUCUGAAAGACAACAUUUUUGCUUAGCAUUAUCCCAUUUUACUGAGCCACACCAGUUUGAAUCAGAAGUGUCAUAGAAUUUACUUCCAGAGGUCCCAAAUUUGGGGCCUUGUGUAGGCCAUACAUUUCAAUAUUUUUAGCUCACCUUUCACGAAGUGACAUAAUAAGCUUAUGUGAUCGUGUGAUGUCUGGCGUCUGUUGUGCGCGCGUGCGUGCGUCCGUCAACAAUUUGUUUGUGUAGACAGUAGAGGUCACAGUUUUCAUCCAAUUUUUAUGAAAUUUGGUCAGAAUGUUUAUCUUGAUGAAAUCCGGAUUAGGAUUGUAUAUGGGCCAUCUGGGGUCAGAAACUAGGUCACUAGGUCAAAUCAUAGAAAAACCUUGUGUAGAAAAUAGAGGUCACAGUUUUCAUCAGAUCUUAAUGAAAUAUGGUCAGAAUGUUUGUCUUGUUAAUCGAAUUUGGGUCAUCUAGGGUCAAAAACUAGGUCUCUUGGUCAAAGUUAAAAAAACAACUUGUGUUGACAGUAGAGGUCACAGUUUUCAUCCAAUCUUAAUAAAAUUUGGCCAGGAUGUUAUCUUGAUGAAAUCUGGGUUGGGAUUGUAUUUGGGUCAUCUGGGGUCCGAAACUAGGUCACUAGGUCAAAUCAUAGAAAAACCUUGUGUAGACAAUAGAGGUCAUAGUUUUCAUCUGAUCUUAAUGAAAUAUGGUCAGAAUAUUUAUCUUGAUAAUAUCUGAUUUUGGAUCGUAUAUGGGUCAUCUGGGGUCAUAAAUUAGGUCACCAGGCCAAUUCUAGUAAAACCUUGUGUAGAUGAAAGAGGUCACAUGAAAGAGUAAAACUUCUGUCAGGUGAGCGAUUCAGGGCCAUCAUGGCCCUCUUGUUGUUGUUGAUGUUCUUAUUACUUAAUGCUUUUUCAAAUUUUAUAAUUGUUAUUUCAUACAUUUAAUGAAAUUUGUGAGAUCUUUCCAUUUUAGCACAAAUCUGAGUGACUACUGGGUCUGAAAUUAGUCCAAAAUUAGCAUUUGAGACAUGAUCUGAGAAAACUGGUCUUAAUGCAUGUGCACAAAAGAUCGUUUCAGCUUAGAUUAGCACAGGCAAACAAAGGAUGACUUUUUCAACCUUUUUGGAUCUUUUUGUAUCAAGGAAGUAUCACCGUAACAAAAAUGGGACAAUUCUUUAUGCACAUGCAUUAAGCCCUGCUGCUGUACUCUCAGAGACAGGCUCAAUUGUUAGGAGUCUCUUUACCAGAAUAGUACAGGUUUUACAUUCGGUACAUCUUUUUUAAUUCCCAUCUUUUGGUUUGCAAUUUUGGUUAAAUCUCACAUCAUGUAUAUGAUCAUAAUGUUGGCUGGCAACUGAUCCAAUGUAGUUGUUAUAUAAUACAUGUAUUAAACCUUAACACUUUCUGAUUUAACAUGAUUAUUGUUUGUAUUUACAUGAUUGUAUUUGAAUAAAAAUACAUGUAUUUUAAA
Molecule: messenger RNA, 4066 nt
Organism: Dreissena polymorpha
Lineage: Eukaryota; Metazoa; Mollusca; Bivalvia; Myida; Dreissenidae
Product: ras association domain-containing protein 4-like
Exons: 11
Coding region: 419-2038 (539 amino acids)
Biological process (GO): signal transduction
Source: RefSeq, a predicted model, not a curated record